CGCAGGCGCGUUCCGGGGGCUCCCGCUGGUGCUCGGAGCGCCGAGAGCCGGGGCCGGGCGGGCGCGCGCGCGCGCCGAGUGUGCGGACGGGGCGCGCGCCGGGCGCGGGCAGCUCGAGGGGUCGGGUCGGGCCGGGCGGCGUCCGUCCGGCGGGGAAACGGGCGCCGCGAUGGCCGAGGGCAGCGCCGUGUCUGACCCUCAACACGCCGCGCGCCUGCUGCGAGCGCUCAGCUCUUUCCGCGAGGAGUCCCGCUUCUGCGACGCGCACCUGGUCCUCGACGGGGAGGAGAUCCCGGUGCAGAAGAACAUCCUGGCGGCGGCCAGCCCCUACAUCAGGACAAAGUUAAACUAUAAUCCUCCAAAAGAUGAUGGAUCAACUUAUAAGAUUGAACUUGAAGGGAUAUCGGUAAUGGUUAUGAGAGAGAUCCUGGAUUACAUCUUCAGUGGGCAGAUCAGGCUGAACGAAGACACAAUCCAAGAUGUCGUACAGGCUGCAGACCUGCUGCUGCUGACGGACCUUAAGACUCUGUGCUGUGAGUUUUUAGAGGGCUGCAUUGCUGCCGAGAACUGCAUUGGGAUCCGGGACUUUGCGCUGCAUUACUGCCUGCACCACGUCCACUACUUGGCCACAGAAUACCUGGAGACGCACUUCCGAGACGUCAGCAGCACUGAAGAAUUCCUAGAACUGAGCCCUCAGAAGCUCAAAGAAGUUAUUUCUCUCGAGAAGUUGAACGUUGGCAAUGAAAAAUACGUAUUUGAAGCCGUAAUCCGGUGGAUAGCACAUGACACAGAAAUAAGAAAGGUCCACAUGAAGGACGUGAUGUCAGCGCUCUGGGUGUCGGGGCUGGACUCCAGCUACUUACGGGAACAGAUGCUGAACGAACCGCUAGUUCGAGAAAUUGUCAAAGAGUGCAGCAACAUCCCGCUCAGCCAGCCGCAGCAAGGAGAGGCCAUGCUGGCCAACUUCAAGCCCCGGGGCUACUCGGAGUGCAUCGUGACUGUCGGCGGGGAGGAAAGAGUUUCCCGGAAACCGACGGCCGCGAUGCGGUGCAUGUGCCCUCUCUAUGACCCCAACAGGCAGCUGUGGAUCGAACUGGCGCCCUUGAGCAUGCCGAGGAUCAACCAUGGCGUCCUCUCCGCAGAAGGAUUUCUCUUUGUGUUUGGGGGCCAAGAUGAAAAUAAGCAGACGCUGAGCUCGGGAGAAAAGUAUGAUCCGGAUGCAAACACGUGGACUGCGCUGCCGCCCAUGAAUGAGGCAAGGCACAACUUUGGGAUUGUGGAGAUCGACGGAAUGCUGUACAUUUUAGGGGGGGAAGAUGGUGAAAAAGAGCUGAUUUCCAUGGAGUGUUACGAUAUUUAUUCUAAAACAUGGACAAAGCAACCGGAUUUGACCAUGGUUAGAAAGAUUGGCUGCUAUGCAGCUAUGAAGAAGAAAAUCUAUGCCAUGGGUGGAGGAUCAUAUGGAAAACUUUUUGAAUCCGUGGAGUGUUACGACCCCAGAACCCAGCAGUGGACUGCUAUCUGCCCCCUGAAGGAGAGGAGAUUUGGAGCGGUGGCCUGUGGCGUCGCCAUGGAGCUGUAUGUGUUCGGGGGAGUCAGAAGUCGCGAGGACAUCCAGGGUGGCGAGAUGGUCACCUGCAAGUCCGAGUUCUACCACGAUGAGUUCAAAAGGUGGAUCUACCUUAACGACCAGAACCUGUGCAUCCCUGCCAGUUCCUCUUUCGUCUAUGGAGCUGUGCCUAUAGGAGCUAGUAUUUAUGUUAUCGGAGAUCUGGAUACAGGUACCAAUUACGACUAUGUGCGUGAGUUUAAACGCAGCACAGGAACCUGGCACCACACGAAACCACUUCUUCCAUCCGACCUUCGCCGCACCGGGUGUGCAGCCUUACGUAUUGCAAAUUGCAAGCUCUUCCGCCUGCAGCUUCAGCAAGGCUUAUUCCGUAUCCGUGUCCAUUCGCCAUGAGGAAGAAGCGGAGCAGAACGCGAGAGCCUGCCCGAGAGCACCAUGACAUAGCUUUACGUAAGGGAGGACAAGAGAUGGCAGCUGAAACUCGCUGUGCGUGCUGGGUGUUGCUGUGGUACCUUUUUGGUGGUUUCGUAAUGCUUCCCAAGCUUGAGCCUCAGCUCCCGUUUGAGAGAACAGGGAAGUGUGGAGAAACUGCCUGGGAGGGAUCUGCUCCUCAGUUAGGUGGGCCGUAGGCAGUGGAGGCUAGCAGACGUGCAGAGGAGAAGCGAGCGGGAGCUGUGUGCUGUAAAAUGUCCAAGUUCAGAUACUGAGGUGCAUUUCCCUGAAGGGAACCACAGCUGCCUGACUGCUGGGUUCAAGUGUGUGGCUUUGGUGAACAAACAACAAAUCCAUAUAUGCAAAUCAACAUAUCCAGACAUACCCAGAUCGCUUUUCUAUCGCACUGGGAAGGAUCUAUUAUGCCUAACCCUGCCCAACGAGUUAAGACUUGUGCCUCAAAUGUUAGAUUGGACAAUAAGUCAGGUAGUCUCCAUUUAUUACUAGUAUUACAUCCUAAGAAUCUGUUAAAAGCUGUAUUAUGAUGAGACUAACCUUCUAUCUUAGUAAUGUAAAGGUGUGGUAAUCGAUGAGUCAGGUCGCAGCCCUCGCGUGAACCUGCAGGAGGUUGCUAGCCGGUGCGUUAGCUUGAUUGAGAUGUGUCAUGCCGUUGUUUCUGGGGUAGUGCUGUCGGAAUCGUGAAGGAUCUCACGCAGCACCACUCUUCCUUUCCAUUUGAUCAGAACCAUUUCUAAAGUAGGAUAUUGGUGAAUGGGAGAGAGAAAGGCUUGAGUUGGACAAAUAGGAAAGGUCUUCUGUGACUGUUAAAAAAAAAAAGCUGUCUAGACAAAAUAUAUAGGGAUCAAAAACUUUCUAAUAUAAUGUGUCUGAAAGCACACAAGUCUUGUUUACUACUGUUUGGAAUUUGAAAACUUGUCUUAGGAUGCAAUUCUGUGUUCAUAGUUCAGUCUUUGGAGUAGAAUUUUCCCAGUGCUGUUUGCUGGUGAGAGUUACAGACAAAUUACAUUAUGAGUAAAGUUUGGCUGGUAGAAUAAACUACCUCAACUUAAUUUCAUUCUGUUCAUGUAGAACGAGUCGAUCUGCUCCUCUUUUCCUCUUCCCUGUCUCUGCCUCUCUCCCAGCCCACCUCCCACCAGAGGGGGAGAAGUCCCCAGUAGCGGAAGUUGUCUUGCGAGAGAGUUUGUUUUCCAUUCAAAUUCCACCACCUGAGUGUCAAACCAGGGACCUCAAAGUGUUUGAUUACUUCAUAAUUUGAAUUUUAUGCAAUAUCGAAUUUCUAAUCAAUUUACUAUCGAGUACUUCAUUUUUAAUUGUUUUCUACGGCUUUGUUUUUCGUGGAGAAUGUGGCUAAAGGAGCAACAUUUUGUCUUAACGACUAAUAAGUGUAUAAAUGUAUUCUUUGGUUGUAAAUUUGAGAACAGGCAUUUCUCCUGGAGACGUCCUGUGUGGAAUGUUUGUGUGCUGUUAACAUGCACACGGAGUGUUGCUUCUGGUUUCCCAGCCUUGAGCCUAGAAGGGUGGCCCGUCUGCGACUGACUGCCGGAAGUCAGUCCACAGCUACGAAAGCUGCUGACAGAGGCCCUGUGCAGGGCGGUUCCAGAGCACAUCACGUGUGCCACCUUAGCUCUCCAUCUGUCCAGCAGCUACUUAGUGAAAGAAGAUCCGAAGUUUGUAUCUUAUAUACCAGAGUGGCCCAAUGGGCCACACAUUCAGCAUCCAAAUUUGAUAUUUGAAUCAGAGCCGGGCAUAGAGUUUUACUGUGUGCCGGUCGGCUGUUGUCUCCAUGUUUUCCCGGUGACCUUUGGAUGUGUUUUAAUUAGAACAAGCUCUGUGGCUACUUCAAAGACGUCUUUGUUUUUAUAGUUAGGUCUUAGUUCAAGAGGGAACCAAUUGCAGCAGAGGUGGACUUGCCUGGUGAGAUGUACCCUGGACAGUGUAGUCCCUGGGCGUCAGAGCUGCAGCUGGGGAACGUGGACGUCUGUCAGCACUGAAAUUUAAAAUUCUUCCAUCCAUGCCAGGCCUCUCCACGGAGAUAAAUGAUUAUUGAGGAGUGAGUGGGUUCCUACUGCAAUGUUAUCAGUGCCUGCUUGACUUGGUAAACCCAUUUUAUAAAACAUAGGUUGUUUUUUUUUUAAUUCAGUUCAGUGACACUGUAGCUGCAGAAAUUAGAUAAUAUUUUAUAAAAUAAAUUUGCCACAUAAUAUGGGAUGCAAUAACCAACAAAAGCUACUAAGUGCCAAACUGUUGUUUUACUAAAUAUAAAUAUAAAAAUGCUGUGUUGAAGCAUAGCGUUGUAUUUAAUUUUCUUAUGUUGCGAAAUUAAUCAUGACCUUCUUUGUAUAUUACAUUUAUUUCAGUAUUGUGAAAUAAAUUGUAAUUCAUUUCAUGCAGGUUUGUGUUUUAACAUUCCACUUAUGCCUUGAAACACCUGUUGUUCCUGAUACUUCUUUCUCAGUUAAGCACUUUGACCAGAUGUGUGGGAAUUGGCAGCUGAGGGUAGGUCCUCAAAUGUUACAUACAAGUAUCUAUGGGGAAGUGCAAUUUAUUUUCCUUGUCCCACCACUAGAAGGAGAGUUGUCUUAGGUUAGAGUGAGUGGAUAUUUAAAGCGUCUCUCCCAGCCUACUGUCUUCAAUAGGUUUGUUUGUUUCUUUCUUUAACACAUCCAAAUUAUAAGUGUUUAACUUAAAAUGAAGUUUUUUGGUGUGUGUUUGGUAGUGCUUACACCCUGGGAGAAGAGAAAGGGUGAGAUGCGUGAGUGAGCGUGUGUGUGUGCGUGCGUGUGUUGUGCCGCAUGACUUCAGAAAUCCAUUUGUACAUGUUUACUUUUUAGUUGUAGUUCCAAACUACACGUGUCCGGUGUCCUGGUGCUUCACAUCAGUUCUUGAGCCUGGGUGUCCCGCUUUCAGUUUAUUCUGCGUGUUAAACUCAAGUAGUCACAUAGUUGCAGUUUGUACUUUUGCUUGAUGUUUGCUUUUCUCCUCUUCAGCUGGAUGUAAAACAGUGGUCCCCAGCUAGCAGGGUGUGCAGCGGAUACUUGGCCUGAGUAGCCGGUAUGUUUGUUGUCUGGCUUUGUAUGUGACUGCCGUGAGGAGCUGGUGACUGAUAGCACACCUUCUCACACUGUGCAGCAACGACCAGAGCGUGCCGGCUGUUCUGGCGCUGGUGGUGGGGUGUUCUCUUACGCUGCAGGCCACCUCAGAGGUGGAACUUUCUUCACUGAUGGCUUGAAAGUGUCAUUUUUCUAUUCACAAGUGGAGAGUUUCGCCAGGCAAGGUAGAGGAAAUACAUUCUUUGUGUCGAUUAGGUGAAGGGAGGACUGUCUGCUGCGACGUGUGGGUACAAAGUUAGGUUCCUGGAGGAAGAGCUUAGUCGCCUUGGGCCCUUGGGGUUCCCUUGGUACAUUCCUACUGCAGGUGCCAAGCCGGGGACCCCCACAAGUUUUCCCAGGAGUGCUGAAAACCCUGCACUAUGACCUUCAGCAUGUUGGCUUUGUUGAUUCAAAAGGCCUCCUGUGGACAGAUGGAGACAUUUGAUUCGCUGGGGAGAGAAAGAGGUGGCACUUUCUUUGUACCCAUUCAAAGGUGCUGCAACCCUCCGACACCCUGCGGAAGGAAGGGAGAGGCGGCUUUUGUGGGGGCUGCCCCUGAACCUGGCCCAGCAGAGCAAAGCUGCCCUGGGGCUGUCAGCAGGUGUCCACUGAGCACCCACUGGGAACUGGGCCUGUGUCUCUGGGAGCUUAACAAGGAGGCGGAUGUCAGACUGCCCUCCCCCUCUGGCUUGUAGCCUGCUGCGGGAUGCAGGGAUGCACCGGGACCCUGCCUGUCAUCAGCUCACCUAGUUAUUUCAUAAUACGCAUGUUCUGUGAGCCUUUUGAGAUCCCCAGGUAUUCCUGUGGUCCGAGGGGUGGCUUUCACUGGGUUAUGCUCUCUGAGAGUGACUAAUUUUGCUGGGUUUUUGACGAGACGCUUUGUACACAGACGGGCUGGCCUCUUGUUAUGGAGUGGAAAGCCAGAAGAAAAAAAAAACAAUGCCAAGUGCCUGAUCCACUGCGCACAACCCUGGGUCUCCAUACGUUCUGUAGGAUUUUUGAGACCCAGCACUCCUGUUUAAUGUUGAUUUUAUUUAACACUUUGUACAUGGGCUCCAUAAUGCAUUGCUCUGGUCCUCACGUAGCUGGAACGGGUGGCACGCCCUCUGCACUGUCCGGCAGCAGUCUCUGAGGCCCAAGCAGGUGCAGCUCCAAGCUCUUGGGUACCAAUGCGUUCUUCAGCCUCUUAGCCUAUAAGUUGGUUUUACUUGGCAUACGAGUAUCUUUCAUCAUAGAGUCAUCCUGUUGUAGUCAAGUUGUGCAGAUGUAAGGUGAAACGUCUUUGUUCACCAGUUAGCUCCCAGAAAUUUGGGAUUUUAGGAAGGUCCUAAGAAGAGAAGUAGGUGUUUGUGUGUAAAGGGAAGCGAUGAGAAGCGUGACCUUGGCUGUCCUCCGCUAGCCUGUGAUCAGCAGGGAGGAGGAAGCUGGGUCCUCAAGUGCUGAGGAGAGUGUUUCCCGCCUCUUUCACGAGCCCUGAGUGUUCUCCGCAGCUGGCGUAGGCGAGCGCAGACCCACUUGCCCGUAGGUGGCUCCCACACGCGUGCGCGGGCAGUCAGGUCUAGUUCUCCAUCUACCAGGUCGACCAACAAGACUUUUUUUAAAUUUUGUGUUUUUUCAGAAGUGACUCUAUGACUUUAAAUCUGUCUCAAGACCAUGUCCUUGUAGUAGUUCCAUUUCUGUGACCUAGGAGGAUCCAGUUAUGCGCCUGCUUUCUCUGGCCUAAUCCACGUUGUUUAGCAAAGUUUGUUCUUCAGUUCUGUCACUGGACUCCCGGUGAUUGGAUUUUUCAGCUCCUUCCCUUUCUCCUGAUACCAACAAAUAAAACUAAGUUGGUAAUUAUUCAGUGAGAAACAUCUGUUACUUUCUCUUUUCUUUUUUAUUUAGAGAUAAAAACCAGUCUUUUAAAAUGGGUACUCACCUGAACUUUGACCUGAUUAUAAACUCUGGUAUUGAUGUUCAACUUGAUAACCGUGAAAUUAGAGGCAGCAUGGGUGGGGGAGGGAGGUGGAGCCUGCCUCCAGUCUGUCUUCUGCCUGGGACCUUAUUGCUGUUUUCACUCAGGUGUAGUAAGGUGUACCUUAGGACCUGGAGUUACAUUCUUUCAAGUUCUACCAAUGACCUUGCUUUAAAUACAACUAUACAUAGCUUGCUUUAUCACGUUUCCUGUUUAAUUGGAUGAGAGUUGCGUGCACUUAUUCCCUCAUGCACUUAUUCCCCCGGUUCUUUGUGUUUAUAGGAAAACCUCUGUUCUCAGCUACCUCAUUAGGUAGUGUUGUGCUUGACCCCCUGCCAAGUUAGAGGAAUUCAACACACUCUGUCCUUUAACAAAAGCCUGGAAGCAAGCAGUCAGGGCCUUGAGGCGCACAAUCUCCAUUUAGAAUAGGCACUUUCCAUCAGGAGGAACAAUGAUUCUCCUGGAGCUGCUGCCGAGGGAUUACUUGAACUUUAAAAAAAAGAGUCUCUGAAAGGCUCUGUUUUCUAGUGCAGAAAUGCGGGGUAUUUCACCCCCACCGCUGUGUGCACACAGGGAGCUUCCUUCUGUCCUAGGCCCAGCAGGGAAGUGGGUCUGCCUGUGUGUGACCCAGUGGGGCACCCUCAGAUGUUUCCAUAGGUGCUGUUGUUUCCCACGACUCUAAUUUUGAUGGAAAUAGCAGCUCGUGACUAAGCCCCUCCCCUCUUUUCUUUCUGAUAGCCCAAGGUUUUAAGUGAAAUUCUCAAAGUGUUUCCCAACACAGGAGCAAUCUGACAUGCUUUCCUGGUACAUGGUGCCUUGUCCACGCCCCCAGCGUCUGCCAGCUCGCCUGGUGCCAUCACCACGUGCAUCACCGUGGACACACCCUCCCUCUGGGAGUCGUCUCUUGUAGAAAUGAUCUAGCUCAGGCAAUGGGCAGGUAGGCUGUGGCCUUAGUAAAUAUAGAGUACUGGGAUGGUCGCUGUGACCAGAACAGGUGUGCCCAUUCCUGAAAGCCUCGCGUGCUUGUAGUAAGUUAGGCGCCAGUAAAAUUUAACACCGAACUGUCCUCAUGCGUUCAUAAGAUUUGCUUUUUCUGCCUAUGCUUUUCAGAGUUAGGGAGGGCUUGCUCCUGACUCCGUGGAAUGACAAGGUCCCUCCACAGGUGACCGUCUGCCAGUGCCCUGUUGAUGUGGCUGCAGGACUUGGACACUUCCUCUCCAUGGUUCCCAAGAGAACCUGGGCCUGUCCCUCUCACUGCAGCCCAGGCGUUGUUGACUGUUCUGGAACAUUCUUUGCCCAGCAAACCCAGGUGCUGAGUGCACGCUGUGGUGUCUGGUGACGCUGGGGUGGAGGACACUUCUGCUCUUUGGCCCCAAAGCUCAACUCAGUCUUGUACCUGCCGGAGUAAGGCAGUGGGGCAUUUACCUGGGCAGGUGGUCAUGCAGGUUGACUGUAGCAGUGACCUUCAGACUUGGGCUGGUGCCUUGCCCUCGUCAGUAGUGACUGUCACUGCUCCUGUCUUAGCACAGGGGGUACCGGAGCCAAGCAUCCCUGGCCUCACUGCUCUCUUCAUCCAAUGGCUGCUGCCGUGGGACAGCAAGGGAACCUGGACCCGUGCCGCCUCCCUCCUGCGUCUCUGUGUCCUUAUCCAGGGUGACCCUAGGCAGCAGAAGCAUCCCGCCUGUGUGUAGCUUGUUAGAAUUUAGCUUGUGAUGAAUGGCCCUCUGUGGGGAAUUUGCCUAAUGAAGCCCUCAAGGAUACUCAAAACUCUCUGCUAAUGCGGAUUUCUUUUUUUUUUUUUUCCUACUAAAAUAUCAAAGAGAGUAGUCUACAUUGUUCAAAUAAACUAGGUAUUUUCUAAGAUCUGUUUGAGGCCAGUAGGCCGAAACUAUGUUUUCUUAAUGUGGAUAUAUUACAUAAAACUUAAAAAAAAAAAAGCAGGCAAGUACGUGUGUGCGUAUGUGUGAGAGAACUUUUGUACCUUCAAAUAAAGGAGGCUGUUUGAUAAAGUGAUAGCAAGAAGGAGCACUUAGUGCCGCACAGCUCGCACUCUGAGACUGUGCUGUUGAUCUCAGUGAGACCUUUGGCAGCAUCGUUGUCGGUAUCUUUACAAAUAGGAAAAGGGCGUAACAGCCAGGUUGAGUAGUCAUGCCCAGGCCAUGCUGAAAGAACAGACCCUCGUCAGCACAGUGAGGUAUCCACAAGUGUCCCUUUGAACAGUUAAGUCAGUGACCUGUGUGGAGACACAGAGCAGGUGCGUGUGGGGGGGUGCUGGGUUGGGAGUUAGGAUCUCCAGUCUGCGUUCAGAAACGACAGUGGCUGCUGAAAGAGCAAGUGGCAGGGGCCGUGGGUUAUGCCUGGGGCCAGCAGACCCAGCUGUCCUAGGUGGCAGCACGGGGCUGUCUGGGGGCGGCGUCUGGGAGGAGGUCUCAUGCUGCCUGACCGCUGGGGGGAGCUGCAGGCUCAGGGGGCCGUUGAAGGAUCUGGCCUGCCAGAGGCUGCACGGCAGACGCGUGUGCUCCAAGAGCCUCGCCCGGGCAGUGGGCGGAGCUGCGGAGGCAGGAUCUGAUCUCCAUCCAGACAGAACUAACUGCCUACUGGUGCAGCAGAUGCCUCCUGUGUCCUGAGUGCCCAGCUCUCCACGGCCAUGGCUGCAGCCAGAGGACUGUGCCCUGUGGCAGGGGACCCAUGGGUUGGAGUCCCCAAAGCUCCUUGCAAAUGGGAGAUUUUGUGAACCAUUUCCUUAGGAACAAAUUGGUUGGUACUUGAAUUGUUCGGUGGUUUUUGAGGAGAAGAGUCUGUUCAGUAUGCCUGCCCUCUCUCCACGUUCCUCCCGCCCACCCAGCCUCCUCUCUGCCCAUCACCACCCCAGUUUCUUGGCCACAGCCCCUUCACCUUCUGCACCUGGGCAUUCUGAUUCUAGCGGGACUUCCAGAAAUGCUUUGCCAGAGGUUUUCCUCGAACCGUAUUGUCCACUGGAGCAGCGACCCUCGCCUCGCAUGCCUUCCGUUGUAAAUCCCUUCCCAAGUGGUUUGUCGCCUGGGCAGCACCCUGGUCAUCUGAGCAGGCUGCCCGUCGCCUGCGUCAUCCUCACUCCUCGUGACCUUGGGUUGGAAGCACGUUGGUUUUGCUGUCUGUGGCCCCGCUCCGCAGUGACGGGCUGGGUGGCUCCCUGGGCAAGAACAGGUCCCUUCUGUGCUGCUGAGGGACCUGCUGUGACACAGGAGGCUGCCCUGCGCGGGUUUUUGAGGCACUUGAUGUCUGUCAUCAUCACACGCACGCUGCCCCCUGCCCCUCCAUCCCACUCCUCGCCCAGCCUGGUUUCUGACAGCUUGAGUGAGCACUCAGAGGGGGCAGGAUCGCUCUCCUGGUUCCCCGACCAGCGCUCUCACACUGCCUUUGUCUUACCAGGCCUGUCACCCAGCCCUUGGAGCUGCCCGGGGCAGGCCUCAGGGGUGGCCAGUGCACCCCAGCUCCCUGAGCAGCUGAAGCUAGAACGGACCUCCCCUCCCCCUGCACUGCCUCAGCGCCUCGGGCAGCACUGGGUGACCCACUGUCCAGCGGGACGUGCCUGGGGCCCCUGGGCAGGCCCUGCAUGGAUUGUGUUCCGCAUGUCCUGGGGGGCUGGGUAGAGCGAGCUUCUCUCAGCUCCUACCGAGAGCAGUCUCCAGGCUGCCGUCACCCAGGGACAGUGACAGAGAGGCCACCUGUGCGAGUGUUUGUCAGAAGGCAAACCCAGAAAAUGCGUGUAUCAUUACAUAUCAAUCUAGCGUCCAUUCUUUGAAUGGAUGCGGACCCUUCUUCAUGAGGAAUCACGUGGGCUCUGGCGCGGGCAGCGGGGGUGUUCUCUGCUCAGCUGCGGAACUCCAGUCACCUGGAGACAGCGGCUGCCGAGUGCGCAGGGGGCGUCCUGUCUCCCUGGGGCAAGUCGGGGCCCUUCCGUGAGAAGACGCCGGCUCCUGAGCACAGCUCGCCGUUGGCUCGGUAACCCGAGGCCUUUUCCGCUCCUGGGGUUCUUUGGUGUGGACGCGCUGUGACCGGCUCCUCCCUCCUGUACCCCUUCCAGUCACCUGGGAACUAGUGAUAGUCGUUUUGUUCCAUGCCAGCCAUGCCACUUGUGACCUGUGACAGACGUGGGAAAGAGGCUGGCUUCAGUGGACGCAGCCUAAGUGAGGCACCCACGCGGGGGAAGCGGCGGAUUGGACAGAGCUGUGCAGGCAGGCUUGGGCACACAGGGUCCCUGGGGACCAUAGCGCAUCGCGGUGGGGGCCGUAGUUUUGUUUUCUCCUGCUGGUGUAGGCCUCUGUCAGGAGAGAAGGCCCUCAAGGAAAUCACUGCAAACAAGGUUGUGGGUGCAAUUUGACUCUCACAGCAGGGCUGCUCUCUGCUCCCGCUGGCUCGUGCCUGUGUGGGGUACGCACGGCACUUACAGGUGACUGUCACCCUGGCCAGGAACCAGUCUUGAGCACACUCUUCAUUUGGCACUUGGAUGCUUUGAAUACCAGAAGGAGAAUUCCGUACCAGCCUUCCUCCUGGUAAACGCACACCUCUGUAGUUCAACACCUGCGCUUUCUGACGCGGCUCCACGCAGAGUGGCAGGAACUCAAACCUGCAGCCUUUAUGACCUAGUAAACCUCACGUGGGUGCACAGGAGGCUUUAUUGGGUGUGGUCAAGUCAUCCUGUCUGUCCACAGCGCCCUGUUGUUAGCAAACAGGGAAGACACACAAGCUAAGCAAGGCUCAAAAUACUGGAAGUCCCGGAAGCAUGCAACUUGUGAAACUGUACUCCCCAGACGCUGUAGGCUAGCAGAGAAAUUGUACUGACCUGGUGUCUCGCAUUCUGUGGUCCACAUGUAGCGCUGUGUUCUGUGGAGUAAUCUGCUCCUUUGCCGGUGUGAAAUGUAGCCCAGUCAGAAGCCACUGUUAGUGAGUAACCUUCCUCACACACUUGCUCUCCGGUUCACAAGUAUACGGCCGCACAAAGGGUCGGUCACCCUUCCUAAACCCCGAGCACGCGUAUUGUCUACAUGCUUCAGUAGGUUGUGGGUAACCACGGGUCGAACCCUUCCCUUCCCCCUCCCCCGGCACAGCUCCUGUGCCCCGGGACCUGUGCCACUGUGCUGUUCUCUUGUACCAAGGAUCAGUGAAAGUGUUUUAUCUUUUUUAUGUAGUUUGUAUCGACUGGGUUUUAUAACUGUCAGAAAACAGAAACAGAGUGUUGUAUUUUGAUCUGCAAUUUGUGUAUGGUAAAGUAAUUUUGUUUUAUGUAUUGGAAGUUCAUUUAAAACUUGAAAUAUUUUCUAGAAGGGUACCGAACAAAAUGAAUCGUCUUUAAGCUGUUUAAUUAACCCAAUAAAAUGAUUUGAUGGGGAAGGCA
Molecule: messenger RNA, 12443 nt
Organism: Oryctolagus cuniculus (rabbit)
Lineage: Eukaryota; Metazoa; Chordata; Mammalia; Lagomorpha; Leporidae
Gene: GAN
Product: gigaxonin
Biological process (GO): cytoskeleton organization
Molecular function (GO): protein binding
Source: RefSeq, a predicted model, not a curated record